UUUUUCCAAAAAAAAAAAAAACUAUGCUUCGUUCAUUAAUUCGCUCGAUUAGCCACCAACAAUUAGUAGUACGACCACAAGUUGCAGUGCGACGAGGACUUGUCGUAGCACGUCAGCAGCCUCGUUGUUUCCAAGUACGACGUGCUUUGCAACCUACUGUUCAAGGACGUUGGUAUUCGAGUCCAGCACAGCAAUGUUGGCAAUGUGGCGCACCCACAAAGUCAACGUCCGUCUUGUGUGAAAAUGCCGAUUGUAAAGCGAUCCAACCCGUUCAAGCUCAAGUUAAUUAUUUCGAUUUGCUGUUGGAUGGAAAAGAACAUACGUUUGACGUGGAUACCAAAGCUAUGAGGUUCAAGUUUUUGACAUUACAGCAAAAGGCACAUCCGGAUAGUUUUUCACAAUCAUCCAAGCAAGAACAUGCGUAUGCACAAUUACAAUCAUCAAUGCUCAACAAGGCAUAUGGUACACUCAAGGAUCCAUUGGCACGAGCACGAUACAUGUUGGAACUGGAAGGGGUGGAAGUUUCAGAGACGGAAUCCUUGCAUGACCCUGAAUUACUGAUGGAGGUGAUGGAGCUCCGUGAAGAGUUGGAUGAAGUGUCCACUGAAGAAGAGCUGGCUCAAGUCAAGCAGACAAACGAUGCAAAGUACCAAGAAACAGUGCAAAACCUGUCCAAGGCAUUUGAAAAGAAGGAUUUGGACCAUGCCAAGGAGCUGAUGGUGCAACUGCAGUAUUGGGAAACGAUUCGACGCGCCAUUGUUGAAUGGUCGCCACAGUGAUUUCAAACCACACACAUUUUAGAAAAUUAUUGUAAUUUUAGAAUAAAAUAGAAUAUGAAUAAAACAUCUCGUAGAUCGCAAC
Messenger RNA from Zychaea mexicana, 861 nucleotides. Its product is annotated as Co-chaperone HscB, C-terminal oligomerization domain-containing protein. Gene Ontology annotation, molecular function: ATPase activator activity; protein-folding chaperone binding. Bases 24 to 779 code for a protein of 251 amino acids. The transcript is spliced from 4 exons. The record is from RefSeq and is a predicted model, not a curated record. NCBI's taxonomy places the organism in Eukaryota, Fungi, Mucoromycota, Mucoromycetes, Mucorales, Lichtheimiaceae. Gene Ontology annotation, cellular component: mitochondrion. Gene Ontology annotation, biological process: [2Fe-2S] cluster assembly; protein complex oligomerization.